AUGUCUGACUUUGAAGGCGCGCUUUACCUGGUUCGCCUCACCUUUGGCAUCCUCCUCUCUACAUCCAUUGCAUCUGGCCGCAGAACCAACUCCACCAGGGCUUCACUUCGGUCUGUAAGUCACUCUAAUAAACGCCUUCUGAACACUCCACCGACAUCUCUGGCCAGUCGCGACACGCCACAAGCAAACAUGGCCCCAGCCGUGACCAAGGCUCGCUACCCCAAGCGCAAGCGAGCGACCGUUGACUACGACGUCGACAAAUCCUUUGCCGAUGUCUCCGAACUCGAGGACGAGGAGGAUGGUUACCAUUCCGAGGAGCUUGGCGAGGACUCUACCGUUUCUGACGGCUCUAACAACGCUGCUGGUGCUGCUGGUGGUGCUGGUGGUGCUCAGCCUUCCAAGACGGUCACCACCACUCCCAGUGUCGACGACCACGACCACGACAGCGAGUACGAGGACGCCACCUACGGCUCUCGCAGGAAGCUCAAGAAGCGCAAGAUUGCGGGCAGGGUCAAUGGCCGAUUCCAGGCCAAGCCCAAGCCUCCCAAGUUCAAGCCUUUCCCACUCAUGGACCUGCCCCCAGAGCUUCGCCUGAAGGUCUACGAUGAGGCCCUGGUUGACCCUGAUGGCGUCACCAUCCGCACCUUCACCGACAAGUACGAGAGCACUCCGGUUCAUGUCGCCGUCAGCAACAUCAGGACAGCCUACUUCCUCACCCCCAAGUGGUACCAUCACGGAAAGUGGACCGAAGUCCCCGCCAACCAGCUCCCCAGGAAGAAGAAUCAGCUGUCGCCCAACCUCAUCGCCGCCUCCAAGACCAUCCACGGCGAGGCCUCCAAGAAGCUUUGGGAGCAGCCCUUCCUCUUCAGCGACGUCCAAGGCCUUCACGCCUUCCUCCUCAUGCUGCGCCCCGAGACCAUCGCCAGGCUGAGGGACAUCACCAUCCUACAGCACGGCUGGAACAACCACAAGGUCCUCCCGGCCUUCGUUCUCCUACGUGACGCUCCACUCCUCAGGAACCUCCGCCUCGACUGCCGAAUCCGCCCCGACAUCCGCGCCGCGCGCGCCGGCCACAACCAGGAGAACUCCAUGGGUCAGCAGAUUGCGACGAGGCUGUACAGCAACUGCCACCCGUUUCUCAAGGCCCUGAUCAAGGAGAGGGGCAGCGGUGCCAUCCUCGAGGUCAUCAAGUUCUCUCGUGAGGAGUUCAAGAACAACUACUACGACCACGUGACCAACCACUGGGUCAGGAUCGACUGGGAUCAGGAGCGCGAGAACAAGAUACUCGCGGCCGUGACCGAGGAGCUCAAGGUCAUCAUGAACCGCACCAUUGUACCUCGGUUUCGUCGGUCCCGGUACUAGGGACAGCGGCACAUGUCGGCCGGCGAACUUUUGGUCUUGUUGGCAGCUUUGGGAUUGUAUUGAGUGGCCUGACCAUGCUAGGUCGGGCUGGGCGGAGCGGCAAGCGACUAGCGAUUUGCGGAUCGUGCCGCGGUCUUGUUGCGACAGCACCGGCUCAAUCUCACCCUUCUCAGAUUGCAUCCUGA
Messenger RNA from Diaporthe batatas, 1547 nucleotides. RefSeq lists its product as uncharacterized. The record is from RefSeq and is a predicted model, not a curated record. NCBI's taxonomy places the organism in Eukaryota, Fungi, Ascomycota, Sordariomycetes, Diaporthales, Diaporthaceae. Bases 1 to 1362 code for a protein of 453 amino acids. The transcript has 4 exons.